Molecule: messenger RNA, 906 nt
Organism: Phlebotomus argentipes
Lineage: Eukaryota; Metazoa; Arthropoda; Insecta; Diptera; Psychodidae
Product: trimeric intracellular cation channel type 1B.1
Exons: 3
Coding region: 66-893 (275 amino acids)
Biological process (GO): potassium ion transmembrane transport
Cellular component (GO): membrane
Molecular function (GO): identical protein binding; potassium channel activity
Source: RefSeq, a predicted model, not a curated record
CCGGCGCUGAGGUCAUAAAUUAAUCACUUGGACAACUCGGAGGAGGCAAAAAGGGGACAGCAAACAUGGAUCCGGAGGCAUUCUUAGAUAUGGCUAAUCAAGUCAUAAAAAUUAAGAUGUUCCCGUACUUUGACAUAGCGCACAGUUUGCUAUGCGCCUUGUCCGUGCGCGAGGAUCUGGGAGCCGGCGCGCAGGCCUUCUCCCGGAAGCAUCCGCUGGCCUGCUGGCUCUCGACGAUGCUGGUGAUCUUCGCCGGCGGAAUGGUGGCGAACGGACUGCUAGGCGAGCCCAUCCUGGCGCCCCUCAAGAACACGCCGCAGCUGCUGGUGGGCACGGUGGUGUGGUACAUCGUCUUCUACACGCCCUUCGACAUUGGCUACAAGGUGGGCAAGUUCCUUCCCAUCAAGAUUGUCGCCAGUGCCAUGAAGGAGAUUUACCGCGCCAAGAAGAUCCAUGACGGCGUCACGCAUGCCGCCAAGCUCUAUCCCAACGCAUUUAUCAUCAUGAUCAUCAUUGGCACGCUCAAAGGCAACGGGGCGGGCUUCACGAAGCUCAUCGAGAGACUCAUCCGUGGCGCCUGGACGCCCACGGCGAUGGAGUUCAUGCAGCCCAGCUUUUACACCAAGGCUUCCCUCGUAGCCUCAAUUAUUUUCGUGUUGGACAAGAAGACUGACUUAAUAUCCGCGCCGCACGCCCUCGUCUACUUCGGAAUCGUCAUCUUCCUCGUGUACUUCAAGCUCUCGUCCAUCCUGCUCGGCAUUCACGAUCCCUUCAUACCUUUCGAAAAUCUGUUCUGUGCCCUCUUCCUGGGCGGCAUUUGGGACAGUCUGGCCAAGCUGCUAGGCCGCGGACAGGCCAAGGAGGAGACGAAAGACGCCAAGAAGGCCAACUAACUGAGAGAACAUC